AUGGCGGACGAGCGCGAUCCCGGCGCGGCGUCCGGCUCCGCGACGGACCAUCCGGCGCGCCUCAGAUGGGCCGUGAACACGGAGCGGUGGAGUCCGUCGGGCGACCACGAGGGCGCCGAGUUCGGGUUCCUCCUCUCGCUCCUGCCGCGUCACGAGCGCGAGGAGUGCCUCAAGUUUGUUCACAUGCCGGACAAGAAGCGCGCGCUGGUGAGCAGGCUGCUGCAGCGCGCCGCGUGCGCGCGGGUCACCUCCGCCCCUCACGCGUCCAUCGAGAUCCGUCGAACGAAGGGGCGCAAGCCGUUCCUCGCGUCGCCCCUGCCGGACCCCGCGCUCGCCCCGAACUUCAACUUCAACGUGUCGCACGAGGGCGACUUCGUGGUGCUCGCAUCGGAGCCCGUGGCCGUGUGCGGCGUGGACGUCGCCGCACCCGGCCAGGCGCGGCGGAGACGGAGAGACGGGAGGAAGCCCUCCAUCGACGAGAUGCUCAAGGUCUUCGCCAACGUUCUCACGCCCAACGAGCGGGCCGCCGUGGAGAACGCGGCCGGGGACGACGAGGCCAAGGAGGACGUGUUCCGGCGGCACUGGAGUCUUAAGGAGGCGCUGGUCAAGGCCAUGGGCGUGGGCCUGGCGCUGGAACUCAACCGCGCGGAUUUUGAGUGCGAGGACGAGGGCGCGGGGGUUCGACGGGCGGGUUCGGCGGCUCCCCGCGGGAGACUCCCGGGGGGCGUGGAGACGGCGACGCUGCGGCUCGACGGCGAGCCGAAGACCAGGUGGAGGUUCUUCAUGCAGCCGCUGGGGGUGCGCGAGUCCGAGAACGGCGGCGGGAGGCACUGGGUGACCGUGUCCAGGGGACCCUUCGAGGAUGUGACGGAUGCAAACGGAGAGUUCAGCGCGACGUGGCGGCGCGUGGACUUCACGGACGAGGAGUGGGCCGAGGCGGUGGACGCGCCGUCGCCGCCGUUUUCCACGAUCACGGUGAGCGACCUCGUGCCGGAACAUCUUCGAGGGGAUUUCGAAGAGGCCGGAGGGGACGUCUACUAA
Messenger RNA from Micromonas commoda, 1041 nucleotides. RefSeq lists its product with no specific name. Gene Ontology annotation, molecular function: magnesium ion binding; holo-[acyl-carrier-protein] synthase activity. The transcript has a single exon. The coding region runs from base 1 to 1041 and encodes 346 amino acids. NCBI's taxonomy places the organism in Eukaryota, Viridiplantae, Chlorophyta, Mamiellophyceae, Mamiellales, Mamiellaceae. Gene Ontology annotation, cellular component: cytosol. The record is from RefSeq and is a predicted model, not a curated record.